CGCGGCCCCGCGCCUCAGAGCGAGGUGCGGAGGCGCGCUGAGUGGAGGCAGGGCGCUCCGCAGGGCUCCCCCCGUGCGUUCAAACAGCUCGCUCCGCUCCGCUUCCCUCUUUCCAUCACCGCCUUUCAGCGAUGAAAGCCUUCAGCCCUGUGAGGUCCGUGCGGAAGAACAGCCUCUCGGAGCACAACCUGGGCAUCUCCCGCAGCAAAACCCCGGUGGACGACCCCAUGAGCUUGCUGUACAACAUGAACGACUGCUACUCUAAGCUGAAGGAGCUGGUGCCCAGCAUCCCCCAGAACAAGAAGGUCAGCAAGAUGGAAAUCCUCCAGCACGUCAUCGACUACAUCCUGGACCUGCAGAUCGCCUUGGACUCGCACCCCAGCAUCGUCAGCCUGCACCACCAGCGGCCGGGACAGAGCCCGUCCUCCCGGACCCCGCUGACCACCCUCAACACAGACAUCAGCAUCCUCUCGCUACAGGCAGCCGAGUUCCCCUCAGAACUCAUGUCAAGUGACAGCAAAGCACUUUGUGGCUGAAUCCGACGGUGUUCCACUGAGUGUUUUUUUUUUUUUUUUUUUUUUUUGCACAAGAAAAUGUCUACAAGAUUUUUUUGAGGUGCUGAAUUUAUUUUUCAGCUGUAUCUGGAGGGGGGAAAUCCACGUUAACUAAAAGGACCUUAAAAAUGAUUAAAGAAGAAAAAUCAAGAUUGAUCUUUAUCCCCACCCCAUGCUUCAACUUGGACUGAACCUAGUUAUUUAUGAAGAGACUCUUAAAUACCCUUUCCCUAGUUGGAAGGCUUCCUUUAUAUACUAUUCCCAACGUGGGGAGCGAAACAAAAUCUCACAAGGAGUUGCCCAUUUUAAAGCAGACUUUGCCUUUUUUUCCAAAGGUGGAGCGUGAGUACCAGAAGGAUCCAGUGUUCAGUUUUUUAGGAGAGUCUGUGGUCAGAAAUUACCUUUCUGACACAAACCUAGGACUGAAUGCUGUGUAUAUAUUUAUAUAUAAAUAUAUAUAUAUGAGUGAAACCUUGUGAACUCUUUAAUUAGAGUUUUCUUGUAUAGUGGCAGAAAUGUAAAUUUCUGCAAAAAGUGUAAUGAUGUACUUAAUCAUGCUAAACUUUUUAUAAAAGUUUAGUUGUAAACUUAACCCCUUUUUAUACAAAAUAAAUCAAGUGUGUUUAUUGAACUGAUUGCUGGCUAUUCUUUGGGGACCAACUGUUGGCUGGCUAUGAUUUGUGGUGUUUUUUUUUUUUUAGUACUUAAACAUUCUGUUACAGUUUUACCGAGUAAAAGUUCAAAUAUGUAGAGAAUACAAAGAAUAAAAUUACCUGAAGUGAAUAAUAA
Messenger RNA from Oxyura jamaicensis (ruddy duck), 1343 nucleotides. It is a transcript of the gene ID2, whose product is annotated as inhibitor of DNA binding 2. Gene Ontology annotation, biological process: cell differentiation; circadian regulation of gene expression; negative regulation of transcription by RNA polymerase II. Gene Ontology annotation, molecular function: protein dimerization activity; transcription regulator activity. The transcript is spliced from 3 exons. Gene Ontology annotation, cellular component: nucleus; cytoplasm. The record is from RefSeq and is a predicted model, not a curated record. The coding region runs from base 132 to 536 and encodes 134 amino acids. NCBI's taxonomy places the organism in Eukaryota, Metazoa, Chordata, Aves, Anseriformes, Anatidae.